CCCAAAGUCAUGUUUUUGUUCUUGCUGAAAAAAAGAAGCGCGCCUUGACUACCGUUGACAAUUCGAGUCAUAUCGAUCAAACGCCAUAGAUUUUUCGUUGGGUUUAAUGCGAUUUUACUGAGAGAAGAAAAAUGCCUCCGCAGCAGCAUAGACACGAUGGGUCCAGGCACAUCACCAAAAUCACCGAGAGCAUGUUCAUCCUGCCGCCGCCGCCGCCCAAAUACACCAUCAACGAGUGGCAUUUGACCAACAAUUUAAGAACGAGAACUUGCUUGGACCAACAACGACUCGCCGAUUCGGUUAUAGCCGAAAACGAUCGAGCAAUCGAAGAAAUCAACGAAAGAACCGAACACAACAAGAAAGUCACCGAUAGGGCCAUCGACGAGAAAAUCAAAGACCUCGAAUUCAAUAUAUCGGAGAUCGAAAGGCAGAGAAAAGAGCUUUGCAAAGAAAUCGAAUGCCUGGGCGUCUACACCGAUCGCAUGCACCACUGUCUGAAAUUCAUCGAAGACAAGGCCGAUCCGGUGAACGAGAAGUGUCUGAUACAACGCGAACGGCGCGUCGGCAUCGACUAUUGCGUCGACGGCGUCGAAAUCGAAUUGAAGAAAGAACGACGCGUCAUCGAAGGGGCCGUCGCGAUGCUGACGAGAACUUUGGAACAAGCCAACGAACAAAUGAGAAGGUUGCGAUCGUACUUCUACUUCAUCGACAGAGAUUUGGACGAUAAGGAACGAUCGAAGACGAUCGAUUUGUUCAACAAAUCCCGGACGAAUACCAGCCUCGAAUUGAGCAUCUACCACGGCUUCGCGCCGCUCGAUCCCUCCAACAUCACCAUGCAGGAAUGGGAGAAAUUCUGCAUGGACAACAUCCAGAACGCCGCCAAGGAAAUCUACACCUGCAGACAGUUGCGCGUGUACGUGGACACUCUCCUGCGACAAGCCGUCUACGAUUUGGUGACGCAAUUCAACGCUACAAACAACGCGUUCCGCAGCAGGAUCGAGGAAUUGAAGGACAGCAAGACGAAGAUGGAGGUGCAUCACUCGGAGGUGAUGCGAUUGGCCAACGAAGCGGGCCAGGCCAUCACCAGAUUGAAGAAGGCCCUGAGCGAAAAGGAAGGUCACACGGCCUUGGCCCAUACUAGAUUGGGCAACAGGGCGCACCGGCCGUCGGCGGAGCUCUGCAGGGACCCGGUGGAGUUUUCGUUGGUCAAAGAGGUGGGCGAUUUGCGGCAGAAUUGCAAUUUCCUGCAACAGCGAUUGGCCGAAGCGCACGCCUCGUUGCGGUACCUGUUGAAGACUCAAAUACAAUUGGAGGAGGACAUCAACACGAAGACGAACACGUUGAAAAUCGACGAGGUCGAUUGCAUGACGCUCAGACAGGAGAUGGACUAUCACGAUUUUUAAACGAUACUUGUGAGAAAAUCAAUAAAGCGCGUGGGAUAUAUAGUUGACGAAAAAUGGGAUCUUACAUUUUGUAUUCCGGAAACUGCUU
This is a messenger RNA of Phyllotreta striolata, 1491 nucleotides long. NCBI's taxonomy places the organism in Eukaryota, Metazoa, Arthropoda, Insecta, Coleoptera, Chrysomelidae. The record is from the annotation of a GenBank genome assembly.